Molecule: messenger RNA, 2005 nt
Organism: Oncorhynchus tshawytscha (Chinook salmon)
Lineage: Eukaryota; Metazoa; Chordata; Actinopteri; Salmoniformes; Salmonidae
Product: polycomb group RING finger protein 3
Exons: 10
Coding region: 189-944 (251 amino acids)
Biological process (GO): regulation of transcription by RNA polymerase II
Cellular component (GO): PRC1 complex
Source: RefSeq, a predicted model, not a curated record
UUCGGUAUUGCCCGGACAUUUUCGCCUCUUUGUUUUACCGAUAGUGCAUUUAACUCGCGUUCAACCCAAUAUCCAGCGGACUGUACUGUUCUCAAACAGCCACAUGAGAGGGCAUCCAUGAUGAGGAGCUAACACCACUGCGUGCCUGCAGGAAGAGACGUGGCUGCCAAAUCAUCCUCAGUCAACACAUGGCGUCAUUAGGGAACCCCGAGAUGCUAACCAGGAAGAUCAAGCUGUGGGACAUCAACGCCCACAUAACUUGUCGCCUGUGUGAGGGGUACCUGAUAGACGCCACUACUGUCACGGAGUGCUUGCAUACCUUCUGCAGAAGCUGUCUAGUGAAGUACCUGGAGGAGAACAACACCUGUCCCACGUGCAGGAUUGUCAUUCACCAGAGCCACCCACUGCAGUACAUCGGCCAUGACCGAACAAUGCAAGACAUUGUCUACAAGUUGGUGCCGGGACUACAAGAGGCGGAGAUAAAAAAACAAAGAGACUUCUAUCAGAAGCUGGGAAUGGAAGUGCCCGGGGACAUCAAAGGAGAGCUGUGCAGCAUGAAACAACAUCUAGAUCCUCAGCGCAAUGGUGAGGUGAAAACGGAGGACACGGCAAAUAAGGAAACAGCAGAGGAGAAACCGGAGGAGGAGGAGAACGAUUAUCACCGCAGCGACGAGCAGGUCAGCAUCUGUUUGGAGUGCAACAGCAGCAAGCUCCGUGGCCUGAAGCGCAAGUGGAUCCGCUGCUCGGCGCAAGCCACGGUACUUCACCUCAAGAAAUUCAUCGCCAAAAAGCUUAACCUGACAUCGUUCAAUGAGCUGGACAUUUUAUGCAAUGAGGAAAUCUUGGGAAAGGACCACACUUUGAAAUUUGUUGUCGUGACAAGAUGGAGAUUUAAGAAAUCCCCCCUCCUGCUGCAUUACAGACCCAAAAUGGAUUUGCUGUAGUCGGACAGAAUGGUUGUUUUGGCCCAGUGGCCCAGAACUGUGCAACGUACUAUUUAUGCAGAGACGAUCAAUCCCAACACCAAGCAAACACACCAGAUCAGAAGUCCACACAAGCCAGCAAACAACAAAGCCCAGCACAGAUACUGCACCACUGGCGGGUUUAGAUUUUUAAAAAACAACCUUUUUUGUCCGCUAUACAUCCUAGAUAUGUGAAAGAUUUGAGAGAAAAAAAGCAUAUAUUUAUACUUUUGUACAGACGAGACAUGGAACCAAGACACUACUGGUGCUCUGUUUACACAUGAACAAGAUGUCGGGGAAUCGUGUGCCCAUAUUUUUUUGUUUUUUUUCGACAGACUUCACUCCUCCGACCCUCAUUGACUGAUAAAAAGGCGAGGACGAGGAUUUUUAACAGUUAAUUUUAUUUUUCAGGUUACACUCAAACGAGUCUUGGGAGCAAAGAAAGUAUAUACAUUUAUAUAAUAAGACAUUGUUUCAAAGCUGUUUAUUGCAUUGUUGUAUUGUUCUCUGAUUUAUUUUUUUAUUUUACUUUAAAAUUGCUUCGGGUUUGCUGAAGGUUGAUUGUGAAUAGGGGAAAAAUGUGUGUACUAAUUUAUGUUCUAUAUACCAAUAUUGUACAUAAAAUGUCAUUAUGAGAGAGAUUGAAAGGAGUAAGAAAGAUACUUAAGAUUGUUAGGAAAGGUUCACAGAAGUGGUUCAGUACGGUGCAUUCGGAAAGUAUUCAGACCCUUUGACUUUUUCCACAUUUUGCUAUGUUAGUCCACAUAAAUCUACACACAAUACCCCAAACAGGUUUUUAGAUAUUUUUGCAAAUGUAUUAUAAAUAAAAAACAGAAAUACCUUAUUUACAUAAGUACUCAGACUUGCUAUGAGUUUCGAAAUUGAGACAGGAUUGUGUCGAGUCCCAGAUCUGGGGAUUGGUACCAAAUUAUGCAGCAUUGAAGGUCCCCAAGAACACAGUGGCCUCCAUCAUUCUUAAAUGGAAGAAGUUUUGAACCACCAAGACUCUUCCUAGAGUGGGCCGCCUGGCCAAACAUCGCAAU